AUGGCAGGUCAGGCUCCGCCGGUUGCCCGGGCCGCGGUGCUGAAGGAGAGCGCGCCUCUGCCGGAUCAUCUGCCGCAGAUCAGAGGAUACGACUUUAACCAGGGCCUGAACCACAGAGCACUGCUGCAGUCCUUCAUCACCACCGGCUUCCAGGCCUCCAGCUUCGGCCUGGCAGUGCAGGAGAUCAAUAAGAUGAUAGAGAAGAGGCUGGAGCCGGUGCAGGAGGAGUGUGAGGACAGUGACUCUCGUCAGUCUACUUCGGGAUGCACUAUAUUCCUGGGCUACACAUCAAACCUGAUUAGCUCCGGUGUGCGAGAGAGCAUUCGAUACCUCACACAACACAAGAUGGUUGAUGUGAUCGUGACCACAGCAGGAGGGAUUGAAGAAGACCUUAUUAAAUGUUUAGCGCCGACUUUCCUUGGAGAGUUCAGUCUGAAAGGAAAAGAGCUGCGGCAGCAAGGAAUUAAUAGGCAUGUAAUCCUGGUGCCGAAUGAAAAUUACUGUAAAUUCGAAGACUGGCUGAUGCCGAUUCUGGACCAAAUGGUGCUGGAACAAAAAACAGAGGGCACACACUGGACACCAUCCAAAAUGAUCCACAGACUGGGCAAAGAAAUCAACAACCCUGACUCUGUCUACUACUGGGCCUACAAGAAUGACAUCCCAGUGUUUAGUCCUGCCCUCACUGACGGCUCAUUGGGCGACAUGAUCUACUUCCACUCCUACAAGAACCCUGGACUAGUGCUGGACAUUGUGGAGGAUAUCCGUAGGCUGAACAGUAAGGCGGUGUUCGCCAAGAGCACAGGGAUGAUUAUUCUCGGAGGAGGACUGGUCAAACACCACAUCGCUAAUGCUAAUCUCAUGAGGAACGGGGCAGAUUUCGCAGUGUUUGUCAACACUGGGCAGGAGUUUGAUGGCUCGGAUUCCGGCGCUCGACCUGAUGAAGCCGUUUCUUGGGGAAAGAUCCGCAUGGAUGCCUCACCCGUAAAGGUCUAUGCCGAUGCUUCAUUAGUUUUCACACUGCUAGUCGCUGAAACGUUUGCACACAAUGCCAGCAGGCUGAUCCAGGAAAAGAAGAGCGACUGAUGGUCAUUUUACCCUCGUGAAAACAUCUAAAGCUCAUUAUUCUCUUCCUGUUUCAUUGCCUUCCAGCGCAGAAGAUGUGAAUGCUCUAUUUAAAGUCACACCGUCAUAUAUAACUAUCCAUUUAAAUAAGCACAGCAUAUUUUUAGCCAUAAUUAGUUGCAUUCAGUAGUUUUUAUUUGACUGGA
This is a messenger RNA of Danio aesculapii, 1268 nucleotides long. Its product is annotated as deoxyhypusine synthase-like. Gene Ontology annotation, biological process: peptidyl-hypusine biosynthetic process. Gene Ontology annotation, cellular component: cytoplasm. Lineage: Eukaryota; Metazoa; Chordata; Actinopteri; Cypriniformes; Danionidae. Gene Ontology annotation, molecular function: deoxyhypusine synthase activity. The record is from RefSeq and is a predicted model, not a curated record.